UCGGCUCCGGACGACAAUCGAUCAGUUUCUUACACUUUUCUUACACAAGACGGCAUAUCGAACCUGAAUACUUCCCCGUUUCUUUUCUUUUUAAUCAUUAUUAUCAAUAAUCGAUACUUACUCUGCUGUGGCGACUUUUAUUUUAUGUAAAGUGCGCGCGCAGCUGGAGCGCGCGCGAGGAGCGUCGGAGGCGCCGCCGGCAUGGAGGAUAAGGGCGAGACGGUGCAGCUGCGGCCGGUCGCCGACGCCGCCGAGAGCUCUUCGCCGAUACCCGCCAAGGAGGAUUCCGAGGAAGACUAUGACCCCCAUCUACACCGCGACCUGCCAAAGCCCACUAACAACGUGGAGACGCUGGUGCACCUGCUGAAGUGCAGCCUGGGCACCGGCAUCCUGGCCAUGCCGCAGGCCUUCGCGCGCGCCGGCCUCGUCACCGGCGUGCUGGCCACAGUGCUGGUCGGCGUCCUGGUCACGCACUGCCUGCACGUGCUCGUGCGGUCGCAGUACGCGGCGUGCAAGCAGCUGCGGGUGCCGCUACUGGCGUACCCCGACUCGGUGGCGUGCGCGCUGGGCCGCGGGCCGCCCGCGCUGCGCCGCCUGGCGCGCCCCGCCGCGCUGGCCGUGGACGUGUUCCUCGUGGUGUACCAGCUGGGCAUCUGCUGCGUCUACAUCGUCUUCAUCGCCGACAACAUCAAAAAGGUGGUGGACCCGUACUACCAGAUGGCGGUGGAGAUCCACAUGCUCAUCAUCCUGGGGCCGCUCAUCGCCUUCAACCUGAUCCCGAGCCUGAAGAUGCUGGCGCCGUUCUCCGCGCUGGCCAACGUGCUGACGUUCGUGGGGCUCGGCAUCGUGGUGUACUACCUGCUGGCCGGCAAGAAGCCGGAGGCACGCGACGAGCCGCUGGACCUGUGGGGGUCCGCCGAGACCUUCCCCUUGUUCUUCGGAACGACGUUGUUCGCGCUCACGGCCGUCGGCGUGGUUAUCGCUCUGGAGAACAACAUGAAGACGCCGAAAGCGUUCGGCGCGCCGUGCGGCGUGCUCAACUCCGGGAUGGCCAUCAUCGUGCUGCUGUACGUCACCGUGGGAGCCAUCGGCUACGUGUUCUGCGUGUCGCAGUGCAGCGACUCCAUCACGCUGGACCUGCCCAAGGACGACCCGCUGGCGACGAGCGUGAUCAUCAUGUUCGCGGUGGCCAUCUUCAUCAGCUACUGCCUCCACUGCUACGUGCCCGUGGAGGUGCUGUGGAAGGGCUACAUCCUGCCGCGCGUGCAGCGCUCGGCGCCGGGCCGCGAGCGCCUGUGCGAGUACGCGCUGCGCGUGGCGCUCUGCCUGCUGACGUUCGUGCUGGCGGUGGCGGUGCCGCGGCUCGGGCUGUUCAUCUCGCUGUUCGGCGCGCUGUGCCUGUCGGCGCUCGGCAUCUGCUUCCCCGCGCUGAUGGAGAUCUGCGUGCACUUCCCGCAGCGCGCCAGCGCGGCGCGCAGCGUGCUGUUCGGCAAGGACGUGCUGCUGUUGCUGGUGGGCUUGGUGGGGCUGGUGGCCGGCACCUACACGGCGCUGGUGAGCAUCGUGCGCUCGUUCGCCUGACGCGCGCGCCGAGCUCCGAGCUCGUGAGCUCGAGCGUGGCGGCCGCACACGAUCCCAAACAUUUCAUCAAAAUAACUGCCCUACGACCUGUAUGAUUUAUCUAUAUUAUACGUAUUAUACAGGGUGGAAUUUUGUAAUGCCACCUGAAGGGAAAGUAGGUACUCUUAAUACUGUAGAUAGAAAAUUUUACUCAAAGAAAACAUUCCUUUAUUUUUGAAUAAAAAGAAAACUGUAUUCAAAGAUUCUCGAAAAUUCACUUGCUACACCCGGGAAUCGAACCGACUAAAAUCUGUAAAAAUUACAACCUGUACUUUUAUUGCAUAUAUUUAGGAUCAAUAAGGAUCAAAUCUCUCUAAGAAACUUGAUAAAUUUAAUGAAAGGAAAAAAAUUAAAUUUUGACUAAUAAAUUCAAUGAGUCAAGUUAAAGCUCAUUAACUCAAAGAUCCAUCUGGCUAUUUAUGUAUCUAAGAAAGGAGUCUGCAUUACAAACGCGUGCAAAUUUCAAUCGUCUUAUCGAAAUAGUAAUUCGUCAUUUUAAUGGAUAAAUGACGUCAAUAAUAAUUAUUAUUAAUUACUAACAUAAGUAAACAAAGUAUCUUUGAGUUAAAGAGCUUUAACUUGAUUCAUUGAAUUUAUAAGUUCAGAUUUCAUGGUUUUCGUUUCAUCUAAUUUAUUAAGUUUCUUGGGGAUAUUUGAUCCUUAUAAUUGAUCCUAACGAUCUAUGCAAUAAAAGUACAGGUUGUAAUUUUAACAGAUUUUAGUCGGUUCGAUUCCCGGGUGUGGCAAGUGAAUUUUCGAAAAUCUUUGAAUGUAGUUUUCUUUCUAUUCAAAAAUAAAGGGAUGUUUUCUUUGUGUAAAAUUUUCUAUCGACAGUAUUAAGAGUACUUUCCGUUCAGGUGGCAUUACAAAAUUCCACGCUGUAUAUGUAUAGAUAAGUACUCGAAGUAGGUAAUAGACUGAUAUGUCCCGCUGAACAAUUUCGUAUGAGACUUUUCCGCCAAACUUUCGUAAAAGUCAAAGUCCAAUAAUAAUUUAUUCAAUUGGGUACAAUUCAAGUACUUUUUGAUUGUUGAAUUUGUAAGUUAAUGAUAUAUUUGUAUAGGUGAUAAUCAAUCACGUAAAAACUAAAGCUACUUUAACCGAAGUCUGGGUUAAGAAAAAUAUAGAGAGAGUCGGAGAUGGAGACGUUCUAGGGUUCCUCGAUGCUUCUCGAAAACAACAGAGUCGAAAACUAUUGAUCGGAAACGUUCAGCGCCGAAAAAAAAUAUUCAAAAUCUUGCGACCAAUCAAAAUAAAUAUUAUCUUCACACAAAAAUUCACUUUCAAGAAACUCCCCAGAACAUUUUGGUAUGCAUUUUUCUUUUUAACUACCUAUGCAUGUGUAGCGAAUUUAUAGGUGUUCCGUCAGAAAAACAAAAAUCUUUUGGUGAAUCAGUAAAAAAAAGAUAAUUAAAUCAAUACAAAAUACUACGGUUCUCAAAAACUAUAAGUCAAGUAAAAUGUGGACUGUGUAAGUAAGAUUAAUAAUACCUACUUGAAAACUUGGACUCUUUGGUGAACUGGUGAAUAAAAAAUUAUCAUCGAACAAAAAAAUAAGUCUCAAUAAAUAUAAAAAACUUUUUCAAAAAUAUUCCAGCUCAGCAUAAUGCUUUUUUUUCUUUUAAGAACUAUGUGCCAGAAAGCUGUGGGUACUAUUAACAUUAAUAACAAUAAUUUUAAGUUUGACCCUUCGGUGGCCGGACGAUAAAAACUUGUCACUGAAAAAAAAUAGAUUCCCAUACAAUAUAUAUCGAUCGUUUUAAGUUUUAUGCAGUAUUUGUUUAUCAAACUAAUUACUUUCAAAGAUUUUAUAAUAGAGCGAGUACUUCAGGUACUUAUUUCUGAAAACUCCUAACGUGUAGUAAAGAAAAACAAUACAAAAAAGAAGUUUGCGCGUCCCCGUGAUACUUAUCUAUAUUUAUUUAAAGCAGAAAAUACUCGACAUAUCAAUAAAAUGUAGCUCGAACCUAGCUAGAUUACAUUCUCUCUAUCAGUAGAUAUUCAUUGAAGUAGUACAAUGGAUUUCAACGGGACCUUUGAAAACUAAAUGCAUAUGUUCUCGGGAAAAGGUACCACUGCGUCUACAAAGUCGAGAUCUUUCUUCUGGAUGUUCUCAGUAGUCUAAUCUGUGAGUCUGAAGUGUUUCUUAGUUGAGAUCGGAAUCUAAAAUCGGUGCUACUGAAUUGUUGAGUGAAUGACAUUGUCGCGGACGCGGUGAGAUGAACACCGCCAUCCGGCGACCAGUGGCCGGGUGGUCGGAUCGUGUGCGGCGGCCGGGUCGCGGGCGCCGCAACAUCAAAUGUUGUAAUUUCGUGACACUCCAUUAGUCGCGGCUGACGCCACAAAUGUAAUUACGCCAUCAUUUUCAAAACAACACAAUUUUUUGGCAAUUAUAUUGUAAAGCUGGAGAUUGACUUGUAACGUUUUAGUGUAAUGUAUGGAACUUUUGCCUCAAACCGAACACUGACUUGAAACGUUACUUUGUUAUAUAAUUGCAAGUUAAUCUCCAGCUUUAAACACAAAAUGUUUGUAUUUAUUUUUAUAUGGAACACAAUUUUUGUGUCGUAUUGAUGAUUAUUUAAUGUCAGUUUGCUUAUAGAUUUAAUAAUAUGUUUGGUCAAUUAUAAAUAGGAAAUUCCUAUACCUACAACAAUUUUUGUCAUUUUAA
This is a messenger RNA of Maniola jurtina (meadow brown), 4288 nucleotides long. Its product is annotated as proton-coupled amino acid transporter-like protein CG1139. The record is from RefSeq and is a predicted model, not a curated record. NCBI's taxonomy places the organism in Eukaryota, Metazoa, Arthropoda, Insecta, Lepidoptera, Nymphalidae. The transcript is spliced from 9 exons. Gene Ontology annotation, cellular component: vacuolar membrane. Gene Ontology annotation, biological process: amino acid transmembrane transport. Gene Ontology annotation, molecular function: amino acid transmembrane transporter activity. The coding region runs from base 202 to 1581 and encodes 459 amino acids.